GAGUGGCAGAUUCCGGGACCGGUGUUGACGCGGUCACACGCAGGUGCAACCGGAGCAAGUUUACGCUUCACGCGAAAGCACUUGUUUUAGCAACUAGGCGAAGGGAGCUUUACGCACGAGCUGUCGACGGCCCCGGUGUGUUAAGUGCCGACAUGUUUCCGUCUUCUAACCGGGUGAAACUUAACCGAGUCGCGUUAAAAGACGUCGCUGUUGCGGCGCCUCGGCGGAGACGAGCCCCGGGGUCGCCGAGCAACGUUGCCGCGCAGCCCGAAGAGCAAGUGCAACGACAAGACGCCUCCGCCCCCGGCAGCGAUGAAACGGUCCGCACCUUCCUCACGGACCGCAUGGGCCCAAGCAACAAGACAGGAGACACGGCCAGCAGAGCCGCUGAGGGGGAGCCGGGGGACGAUCGCGUAGGUCCGACAAAAGCAAAGAGAAGAAGGAAUCACCUUCAGUCACGCAGGGAAAGUGUGGACAGUGUGGAGCUCGAACAAGAGGGGGCCUACACCAGAGGCAAGUAUCUCCAGAGCAAGUGCAGACAAUAAUAAGAAUAGACACCCAAGCCCCGCUGGACUUGCUGGUUCAGAAGGGUCUUUAGGAAGAGCUGUCACAGCCUCCAGCUGUGAUCUCUGUGGGGACUGUACAUACACAUCCCCGCCGAAGAAGACACCCGAUAAGAAUGAGCAGGAAAGCAGCAGCCCAGGGCCAGAGCAAUCUACAGUUGGGUUAAAGAUUAAUAAAGGAAACCCUGUCACUGAGACCUCUAAGAAGAAAAUCAUAUGGAUAGACCAGUACCCGAAGGUAGCGCUUUGUGACGUAAUCCAAAAAUGUGACGUGAGCACUUACAAUUGUGGCUACGUGUUACCGGAGGUUCUCAAGUCGCAGGUUGUGCAUUGCUUCAAACGGGACAUGAGAGCUGGAUUUCGGUUUGCUCCCAGUUGUUUAGGGCAUAACAAGCAAAAAAGUGAGCAGAGUGCUGUGGCAAAAAAUGGCAAGUUUCGUCCCAAGGUUCAGACCCAGGAUAGCGUCUGUCAGUCUCCAAGUCUGACUGAACAUCAGAGACACCGGAAAGAACGCGCGGAUGCAGGGAUUUUAUGCAGUCGCAACACUCAUUUCCACAGGGGUUGGAUAGAUGAGGCGUCUGCAACUUGUUCUGCUUCUUUCUCAUUAGGUAAACCUACAAACGAGGGGGACUGCAGGACUAGAAUGUGGGACAGUGAUGUUGAGGGGGACCCUGGGCCACGAUGUGACCUCAUAGGAGCGGACUUUCGCAGAGACAAAAAAAUAAAGCUUGGCUAUAGCCUCACAGAUGGGAGUUUGCCUUCCACCCUUGACUCAGAAAGCAUUAGCUGCAGUGAUGCAGCAAAAACUCACGUUAUAGACAAAGAGAAAACAAGUUCUGGGACCUCUGGUGACAGUCAGUCAUGUCUAGAACUUGCAUCUGGGAGCUGUAGCACGAACAGUUCAAGAAUCAAGGAAAACUGCAUCCACGAGAAAUCUUGUGGUCAGAUAGGUGAACCCAGAGAAACUGAUGCAGCACAAAUCACAUCAGAACUCCUCUGCCAGAGGAACGAGGUGGACACCGAUGGACCAGAGUCAUUCACCUGCCAGAGAGUAAGGGGCUAUUGCAGAACAAUACGCUUUUCUUGUGCGCGGACAUACAUGUCUUGGCCUUUCUCUAACACCAAUCGUUCAUCUACAGCACAUGCUAGCACUGCAGCCCAUCAAGCAGAGCCCAUUCAUCCAUCUGCUAGAAAUGAUGGUGACUCUCCAGUGAAUCGAAAUCAGUCAGGUUCACCAAGCAGCCAAACCAAUGAUAUGCUCCCAAGCGCACCGCCAGACGAAUCUUCAAACACAACCCAGCAGGUUUUCCAUCAAAAUGAAGAUGAGCAAAAAGAGGAUGGAGAGCGAGCUAUUGCCAAGAGAAAUGGGAAAAGACACUGUGAUACAUCAUCAUACUCUUUGGACAGCAAUAACAUGGAGUUUACACCUCACUUUAGGGACGCUGAAGAGUCAUUAACCAGUCUGCUCUCGGACACGGCUACCCUCUCCCCCCCCGGUCAGUGUGGAGGAGAGCCUGGCACUGGCACAGCCUUGGCCUCAUCCACGGCAGUUAAUGGACCAGACACCGACAGCACUGCGUCUACCCCACCCCCCUCAGUGCUUGGCUUGAGUGACUGGGAAACAGCCACUGCUGUGUCGCCAACAUCAUCUCUCGUCACACACGGUGGUUUGAGCACACUCUCAGUUGCACCGUCCUCAUCCAAACACACCAUCAACGCUGUAGAAAAAACGUUGUUCUACUGUGAAGAAACCAAAAUGACUUCAUGUUGUUCUUCCCCCACAUCUCCAUCCGUUUCUUCACACAACUGUUUCUCCUUUAAUUCAUGCGAAUCCUUCCUCCUCCUACCUCAAGAUGAAGCAUGGGGUGAUGAAGAAUUCCAUGCAGGCAGAAGUCCACCAAUCCUGGAGCCGUAUUAUAAUGUAAAGCCUUUUAACCAGAACUACCUUGCUGGUUUUGGAAAACGCAGUUCAUCAUCACAAACCAGUACCAAGGAACAGUGUGUAGAAACAAACUCAAAUGAGUAUCUGCUUCCACCACUGCUCUCUCCUGUCAAUUCACCUCAAGGGCACUCGGGUACAAGCUCCCUGCUACUGAGCCAAUGCUGUUCAGAGGAGGAGGAGGAGGAGGAGGAGGAGAUAAACAAAGACACCAGCAAACACGAAAUGUUACCUGGACAUCACAUUCCGCAAAUUGGUAACAGUGAUCGUCUGCAUCUGUACCAUCACCAUUGUGAGGAGGAAGAAAUGGGAGGAGCCUCAUCCAAAGUUGAAUCUCUGAUGUUUCACAGCAUGGUCGGAGAUGUGAAAGGUGGUUUCAGAGAGGAAAGCCAGGAGGAGACUGAUUGCGAAGAUGAAGAGGACCAGGGUAAUGGGAAUUCUGAACAAGUUCCCUUCGCUCCUAAACCAACAGCAAAGCUUAUCUCCAGUGUUUUGACAGAACCCUGCUCUUCUCCCAGCAGCGAUGAUGGAUCACUUUCGUCUCAUAGAGACGCAAGACUCAGUCCAUCUGAAUUGGUGGGCAGUGAGUGGGAUAAAACUAAAGUGGAAGCAGCCGGCGACACUGAGGCCACCAUUUUGGAUGAAGUUACAGCUUAUGAACAGGAUAUCUUGCUUGUUGAUGUGAUCCAGGAUGACCCCGAACUGUUUGAAAACUUGCCUGAGAAAAGUCUGCUAAAACUGGGCCCUGCAAGGGUCUGUGAAGCCCCCAAACCUAGACCGACUGCAGUGGUGAAAGUGCUGUCGCCAAAGACGGAACAAAGAUUGUCACCAGUUAUUGUAGAUUUUCACAGUGACAGUCCUGAUAUCAAAGAGGGCAGUAAAAGCAGACCCUGGAGACCUCAGUGUAGCAGCAACCCUUCCACAGACGAGCAUACCAGACACAGGGGUCCGUCCGAUGCCAACAAUAAUCUUAUGAAGGGCGGCCUGGAAAGGAACCAGCCCCUCCAGAUGGUGAACUCCACCCGUAACACCCCCCUACUUCCGUACAUAAGAAAUGUUGUUGCAUGGCUGUUCCUUUGCUCCUCUGCUCUCUGCACAGGGCCGUGGAUCACAAAGCCGGCAAAUGUGACAGAUUGCAGGCGCCAGCAGCUUAAUUCUUACUGCAGACAGUACUUCAGUGAAUCUCUGUCCUGUGGCUUCAAGAUAUGUCGAUUCCAGCAUGUGCCUGUGGACGGGGAUGAGAAGUUCUGUGUUGAAACUGUGACACGGUUCAUUCAAAAUCCAAAGUGUCUCCAGAAAGCAGGAGCUGUGUUCACAGGCUACUACCAGAACAAUGCGCCAGGAGUGUAUUUCUCCAUGCCAGUGUGUCUGUCCCUCCUCUGGGCUCUGCUCAAAGCCAGCAUGGUGCCCGAGGUCCUCUCGGUCCUCGGUGUCAGCUUGGCCCACAAGAUAGCGCCUGGCCACGAGUACCUGCUGGCCCUCUUUAACUUUGUGAGAGACAAGGCUCUCGUGGGCUGUGUGCCUGAACUCUUGCAGCUCACAAUCAAGAUGGCGAGUGCAGGUCUAGUGCUGAGUUUGGAUUGGCUUGAAUGUGUGAAAAACACUCCAGAGUUCCAGCAAACGAUCCGUUCAAACUCUCCUCUGUCAGUACCUGCCAAGCUAUCUGCCUGUGCUCCCUUUCCUGAGUACCUGAAUUUGGCCCACUCCAUUGUGGAAAUCGAGCUUUGUACCAAGCAAGAGGACUGGAGGCGGAUGGGAAAGGUGUUCAGGUCUAUCUGCCAAUCCAGCCAUCAUCCCAACCAAGUGGAACAAGUCAGCGGUCGCAUUGCCAUAGCUCUCCUGUCCGAGAGCAAAGAUAAGCUGUCACUGCCCUUUGCUGCCUUUGCUGAGACAGUGUGUAAGAGUGAGUGUGACGGCUUCCUGCUCCAGAGUUUUCUAGGCAGAAUUGGCGUCUCGCUCAUGUUGAGAUACCACAAAACGCAUCAAUGGGCCAAGGGUCGGAGGGUGGUGGAGGUGCUGUCCGUGUCAAAAGUCAGCUACUCAACGCUGAAGGGUUUGUUUGGCAAUGAGGACGGAGCUUCGCGCUGUGUCCUGGUCACUGUGGCUACCGAGCUCUUCCUCCUGAGUGGCAGCGUGGAGGGAGCUCUGAACACACUCCGAGAAAACAAUUGGUUCCUGAGCUCGCACUCUUGGCCAUGCGAGCCUGCGGAUCUGGACAAUAGGAGUCACGUGUUGAUGCGUCUGGCUGAGAAAACCUCUCAUCGAGACACGCUGGAGGUUCUCUGCAAUCUCCCUGGACUCAAAGAGCCAAACGAGCUGAUUGAUAUCUCCAGGUACAGUCAUCUGUUUAACUCUCAUCUACAAGUGUGCGUGGACAGACAGGUCCUGCCUGUAGCCUCGGACACAGUGGACUUCAUGCUCUCUAACAACCUUGCAGUUGACCAGGCUGUGCUGCAGAUACUUUUGCACAAACUUGGCAAGCAAAACAUCUGGCUCCGUGCACGGGAAGUCUUCAGACACUCUCUGAGUGUGGGGUACUACACUGGCGUGUCGGCGCCGCCUGGUUUCCUGGCACUGAUCGUCCCCUGUCGACUGUGGGAAGUGGAGCUGGCUCUAGCCUUUGAGAUGUUCAUCGCUGUCAACGCAACAGAUAUCCUCCAACACUCAGACUCCUCCACUUCCUGUCUCAGCAUUACUCUUAAAAGGACUCAAAGUGGCGAAGGCGAGUACCUCUCAGCUGGAAGCCGCCUCCUCUCUGCAGCCUGUGUCCCUCAGCCAAAGCUGAAUGUUCACUACACAGCAGUUAACUCCUCACAGGAGCAAGUUUUCACUCUUGACAUUUCCUCUGCCCGACGUUGGCUCCGCCACAAUCAUCUGUGGGCCAACGAAGUGUGGACACAUUGACCCACACGGUUAUUCCCCCUGCAGUCCCUGGAAGUACUUGAAACUCCUUCCGUUCCUUGACUAUUGGAAAACAACCAAUGAAAUCAGGAAAUCUAACCGCAUUUCUGUCGUCUGUGUGUUUGCACAAUGUUAAUAUUUCAAUUAUCACCAACCAAAGACUGAUGCCAGAACUCUAAACCAUUAACCUAAGUUUUUUGUUGUUGUUAAAUCCUUGUUCAUUCCUGGGUUCUUUUAGCUGAUUUGUCACUCAGUGUUUGUGUGAUUUACUCUUUGAAAAACAAGCAUCAUUUUGCAGUUGUUAUAAGGAUGAGAAUUUGUUUACUUGAUUGUAAAUAACAUCUGAGUGUAAAUAGGUAUAUAUUUAUAGGGGUGUUUAGUCUUUUGACAGUAUUAUGUUACUGUAUUAUAUUAUUGAUUGUUGAAACCUGAAGUGUUGCCAGUUCAAGAGCUGUGAUUCAAAUUUUCUUUGUAUGAAGUUUUUACAAGAAGUUGUUCUGGUCCAAAAAAAGUUUGGUUCGCUUGGUUUUUCUUCACUUGACCCGUAACACAGAUGCUUUACAGACUGAAACAGCUGCACCUUUGGUCUAACAUCUGUCUUUGUACCAGGGAUACUGUAAAGUGACGGCAGUGUUUGUUGCAGUUGCCACAGUUACUCACUGGGAGUCGUCAGCAUUAUGUCCCUGAUGUCAAAGUCCAUGCAUCCACAGGAAUUGUUCUGGAGAGAAGAUUUCUACCCACAUGAUGUCUGCUACAGUGGCCUUGACCUCUUUGUUUUUUUAUUUUUAAUGUUUCCCUCUUUUUUGCAGCACCUGCCUGUCAGUGUGGGCGGUGGAAACUCGAUUACUGGCUUAUUGAUCCUAGUCGAAGGGAUGAAGCUUUUCUUCAGUGUCCUGCAGUGACACUGAUUGGCCCAAUGGCCUGAUAAUGCAUGACUUUGAAAUGCCAAACACAAGUCUGACUUGAUGUCCACAGUCGGUUAAACUAAAGAUGGUGCUCUAGUUGAAAUCUGAACUUUGUUUUGACGUCCGGCUGACACACAGGUAGCCCUACAGUUUCUUCAGAAGAACGGACGAAUAAGAAAUGCAGCUUAAGCCAUUCAGAUAACAUCCACAGCUAUUACAUUUUUUGGGUUACUCUCAAACGAAGCACAGCAUUCAGGGUCCAGGUCACAGCUUGGCUCCAUGGCUGCCAUUGUCCCACAUUGCCAUUAAUCAUAUGUAACAUUUAUGGAUAUUUAACCAGCAGCAUAUCAACCAGUUGAAAUUCGCCAGUAUUCAGGCCCUUAGCUCUCCAGUGUCUUAGGUGCGAUGAGUAAAUGUUCUAAGUUGCAACAUGUGAAGCCGUCUUAAUAAACAGCUGUUUUCACACUA
This is a messenger RNA of Scophthalmus maximus (turbot), 6776 nucleotides long. It is a transcript of the gene topaz1, whose product is annotated as testis and ovary specific TOPAZ 1. The transcript has 20 exons. The coding region runs from base 910 to 5406 and encodes 1498 amino acids. NCBI's taxonomy places the organism in Eukaryota, Metazoa, Chordata, Actinopteri, Pleuronectiformes, Scophthalmidae. The record is from RefSeq and is a predicted model, not a curated record. Gene Ontology annotation, biological process: spermatid development; spermatocyte division.